AAACGAUCUGAUAAUCAGUUGGAAUGUGAAAGUGCAAAAGUACAACUCUGAGAGUGUUUCAAACUCAAAUGCUAUUUUAAAGAUGGACGAGAAAGAAAAGGGAGUAAAAGAAGGAAUAAAACUGAAAAAAGAACAGAGUUGGCUAGUAUGGGAUAGAACCCACAUGUGGUGUAAACUGGUCUGAUGUGUUCCAGUCUUCUGAGAUAGGGGGCGCUGUAUCUAAAAUGAGUCACUCAGGAGAGCCAGACACCAAAGGAGGAACCCUCAGCACUAACAGAAAGAGGGUCCAGGAGGAAAGAGCAGGGUCACCUGUACCCAGCUGUCUGUCUAUGAAGAGUGAUCGUUCAAUGGAUUAUCCAGUUGACUUCAAAGGGGUAUUCCCAGCUGAUUCAAGGGUCCAGGAGGAAAGAGCAGGGUCACCUGUACCCAGCUGUCUGUCUAUGAAGAGUGAUCGUUCAAUGGAUUAUCCAAUUGACUUCAAAGGGGAGGAAAGAGCAGGGUCACCUGUGCCCAGCUGUCUGUCUAUGAAGAGUGAUCGUUCAAUGGAUUAUCCAAUUGACUUCAAAGGAGAAUUCACAGCUGAUUCAAGGAUCCAGCAGUCACUGGAGUACAGCUCUUUUGAUGAGAAGAGUUCAGAUAAAUUAUCUUCCUCAAAAAAGCUUUUGCGCACUCUGAUGAAGCUGAAGAGGGAUGAGAAGUUGAAACUGUUUCAGAGCCAUCUGAGUCAGGAUUGCCCAGAAUGCUGUCUUGAAGAUCAGAGUCUGCCUGAAGAUCCUACUUGGCUGGCUAAGUUUAUGAAGUUUAUUAAUGAAUUGUUCGACAUUAAUGAAGUUGAUGAUUACCCAGAAUGCAUUGAGAGAGAGCAGGAGGAUCCUGAGGCUGUGUGCAUAGUUGAGAAGUUGCUGGAGACCUGUGGCAGUGAGGGGUCUCUGAAGAUCACACUCCACAUCCUGAGGAACAUGAAGCAGAAGGAUCUCGCUGAUUUGCUGGAAAGAGAUGAGCACAAUGAGUCCAUAAAAAGAGCCCAGCAGGCACUGAAAACUCAUCUGAAGAAGAAAUUUGAAUGCAUAUUUGAAGGUUUAGCAAAGCAGAGGCACCCAGCCCUCCUCAAUGAGAUCUAUACAGAGCUCUACAUCACAGAGGGGGGAAGUGGGGAGGUCAAUGAUGAACACGAAGUCAGACAGAUUGAGACGGCAUCCAAGAGACAAACCACACAGGAGACUGCAAUCCUCUGCAAUGACAUCUUUAAGCCUUAUCCUGGACAAGAGAAACCUAUCAGAACUGUGCUUACAAAGGGCAUCGCUGGCAUUGGGAAAACUGUCUCUGUGCAGAAGUUCAUUCUGGAUUGGGCAGAAGGAAAAGCCAAUCAGGACGUUGAUUUCAUCUUCACUCUUCCUUUCCGAGAUCUGAAUCUGCAGAAGAAAAGAGAAUUCAGUCUGAUGCAGCUUCUGCAGCACUACUUUCCACAGCUGAAAGAGAUCGAAAGUGUUGAAGGUGAAGUCAACACCUUCAAAGUUGUAUUUAUCUUUGAUGGACUGGAUGAGUGUCGACUUCCUCUAAAUUUCCAAAGUAAUAAGUACUGCUCCGAUAUAACAGAGUCAUCAUCAGUGGAUGUGCUGCUGACCAACCUCAUUAAGGGGAAUCUGCUUCCCUCUGCUCUCCUCUGGAUCACCUCCCGACCAGCAGCAGCCAAUCAGAUCCCUCCUGAGUGCGUCCACCAGGUGACAGAGGUACGAGGGUUCAAUGACCCGCAGAAAGAGGAGUACUUCAGGAAGAAAAUCAGAGAUGAGAACCAGGCCAGCAGAAUUAUCUCACACAUGAAGUCAUCCAGGAGCCUCUACAUCAUGUGUCACAUACCAGUCUUCUGCUGGAUUUCUGCUACUGUUCUGGAGACAAUGUUGGGUGAAACAGAGAGUGGAGAUCUGCCCAAAACUCUGACUGAAAUGUACACACACUUUCUGAUCAUUCAGACUAAUGUGAAGAAUCAGAAAUAUCAUGGCACUGAUGAGACAGACACAAAGAAGAUGUCAGCAUUAGAUACAGAAAUCAUCCUGAAACUGGGGCAGCUGGCUUUUCUACAGCUGGAAAAGGGCAAUCUGAUAUUCUAUGAAGCAGACCUGAGAGAGAGUGGCAUUGAUGUCAGUGAAGCUUCAGUGUACUCUGGGGUGUGCACAGAGAUCUUUAAAGAGGAGUGUGGGUUGCACCAGGAGAAGGUCUACUGCUUUGUGCAUCUGAGCAUUCAGGAGUAUCUGGCUGCCCUCUUUGUAUUUCAAUCAUGUGUAAAUGAGAACAGAAAUUUACUCAGAGCAGAAGAAUCAAAACCUCACAGUGACAGAGUGCAGCUGUCUGAGUUAAACAGGAAUGCAGUGGAUCAGGCCUUAGAGAGUAAGAAUGGACACCUGGACCUUUUCCUCCGAUUCCUUCUCGGCCUCUCUCUGGACUCCAUUCAGACUCUCUUAGGAGGACUACUGACAGAGAUAGAAAGCAGAUCACAGAGCAUUAAGGAAACAGUCCAGUUCAUUAAGGAGAGGAUCAGAAAGGAAUCUUCAGCAGAGAGGAUCAUCAAUCUGUUCCACUGUCUCAAUGAACUGAAUGAUAACUCUCUAGUGCAGGAAAUCCAGAAUUCCCUGAGAUCAGGAAAACUUUCUGAUAAAAAGCUGGAACCAGACCAAUGUUCAGCUCUGGCCUUUGUGUUACUGAUGUCGGAGGAGAUACUGGAUGAGUUUAACUUGAAGACAUACAACACAUCAGCAGCAGGUCAUCAGAGACUGGUACCAGUAGUCAGGAACUGCAGGAAGGCCAUACUGAACAGCUGUGACCUCACAGAGAAGUCCUGUGAUAUUGUGGCCUCAGCCCUCCAGUCAUCAAACUCACCCCUGAGAGAUCUGGACCUCAGCUACAAUAACCUGGGAGAUUCAGGAGUGGAGCUGCUCUGUGCUGGAUUGAGGAGUCCAAACUGUAAACUACAGAGACUGGGACUGAACAGCUGUGACCUCACAGAGAAGUCCUGUGAUAUUGUGGCCUCAGCUCUCCAGUCACCAAACUCAGCCCUGAGAGAUCUGGACCUCAGCUACAAUAACUUGGGAGAUUCAGGAGUGGAGCUGCUCUGUGCUGGACUGAUGAGUCCAAACUGUAAACUACAGAGACUGGGGCUGGGUUGGUGUAAUCUCACAGAGGGCUGCUGUGAUGUUCUGGCCUCAGUCCUGCGUUCUCCUGACUCAGAGCUGAGAGAUCUGGAGCUCAGAGACAACGAGCUGCAGGAUUCAGGAGUGAGAGCGCUCUCUGCUGGACUGGAGGACCCACACUGUAAUCUGCAGAGACUGGGGCUGUCAGGCUGUGGAGUCACACACAGAGGCUGUGAUUCUCUGGCUUCAGCUCUGUGUUCAAACCCCUCACACCUGAGAGAGCUGGACCUGAGAUACAAUCACCCAGGAAACAAAGGAGUAAGAGUGCUGUCUGCUGCUAAACUGGACAGACUCACACUGCUUGUGGACAAUGGAGGAGAGAACAGGACCAAACCAGGACCCAGGAAAUACGGCUGCCAGCUCACACUGGAUCCAAACACAGCGCACAGAUGGCUGUCUCUGUCUGAGUGGAACAGGAAGGUGACACACACACUGGGGAGUGUGCAGCCAUAUCCUGAUCAUCCAGAGAGAUUUGAGUACUGGCCCCAGGUUGUGUGCAGAGAGAGUGUGUGUGAGCGCUGUUACUGGGAGGCUGAGUUCAGUGUGUCUGAGUCGAGGGUGGAUCGGGUUUCUAUAGCAGUGACAGAUAAAGGAAUCAGCAGGAAAGGACGGGGUUCUGACUGGUUUGGAGGGAAUAAAAACUCCUGGAGUCUGGAGCGCAAGUUCGGUUACUUUGGUGAAAUCACAUACUCUGUCUUACACAAUAAGAAGAAAACACGCCUACCUGAUCCCCCCUCCCCCUACCGCAGAGCAGGAGUGCGUGGUGGUGCUGGUAGAGGAGUGUGUGUGUACAGGGUAGGAGUGUGUGUGGACCGUCCAGCCGGCACUCUGUCCUUCUACAGCGUCUCUGACUCUGACACACUGACCCUC
Anguilla anguilla (European eel) is the source of this 4055-nucleotide messenger RNA. Its product is annotated as NACHT, LRR and PYD domains-containing protein 3-like. The record is from RefSeq and is a predicted model, not a curated record. The transcript is spliced from 14 exons. The annotation marks the transcript as partial. Gene Ontology annotation, molecular function: protein binding. NCBI's taxonomy places the organism in Eukaryota, Metazoa, Chordata, Actinopteri, Anguilliformes, Anguillidae.